AUGAUUGGCAACCACGAUGAUGAAGCUCCACCAGCAGACUCUGCGGUGGUCCCCAAGAUGGGCCCUGAGCCUACCUUGCUGUGUCGAAAAGAAGUGGAUGCGCUGUACGAAACGCUACAAGCCAUCGUGACAGCACUGGAUCAGCUCCAAGUAGACUACAUUGUCACGGGUGGAUCCUUGUUGGGUGCCAUUCGACAGCAUUCCAUUUUAUUUUGUGAUGACGACAUUGACGUGACCAUUAUUGACUAUCCUCCGGGUCAUCCGCGCGAUCCUUAUACCCAAAAUCGCAAGGAACAACAACCGCAUGUUUCAGCCUACGAGAGAGUGUCUCAAAAUCUACAAGAACUACUGGGACCUCGCUUUACCUACUCGAUUCGUCCUUGGGAAGCCGGAGACAAGGUCCGACCCAGAUUUAUGAGUUCCAUUUUUGUCGACAUUUUCACACUGCGACGAUUCGACACACUCCAAGAUUUACGAGAUUUGAUGGGUGUCAAGACCAAUGGACAACCACAGCCACAAGACUAUGUCGACAAGAUUUGUGAUACGAUAACAUCCUGUGCCAUACUAUCAUCACCGCAGUCUCAACAACCACAAACAAUAAUAACGACACCACUCUGUCCCUUUUGGCAAUUCAAUACGCGCAAGGCUGUCGAAUUGUGGCCCAAGGAAGUCUACCGAGAACACGAAUUGUUCCCACUGGACCGGAACUUGAAAUUUGGACCCUUUGAUAACAUUUGCGGACCCAAAAUGCCCGUACUCUUGUUACAGCGCGCAUUCGGCCACGAUUGUUUCGAAGUAUACUACGCCAGUGUCAGUCACAAGGACGUUGUGCAGCAACAAGUUAAUGGUAAUGACAGCAAAAACAAAAACGACAACGACAACAAGCAAACCAAUGGCACGGAGAAUGGCAAACUUCCACCUCGAACAUUGGCGGGUGGAAUUUGGGAAUCCAGUCCCAAGUGUGCCCUACAAGACCAACACUUGGUACCAAUGCAACCCACCAGCCGUGCGUUACGACGACCCGACAAUCACAAUAGACAUCACCUGGAAGUGUAUUUGCAAGAACAAACGGAACGAGAAGAAUUGUGGCAACGAGAGGAAGCACUGCGGUUGGGAUUAAAUCCACCACGACCACGUCGAACAAUCUACAUGGAUGGGGUAUUUGACAUGUUUCAUAUUGGACAUUUGCAGGCCAUUCAACAAUGCGCCGCAUGGGGGGAUCGAGUCAUUCUGGGACUGGUCAGCGAUGAGGAUGCCAAGGGGUACAAGCGUCCUCCCAUUAUUCCACAAGAGGAACGGUUGGCCAUUGUAUCGGCUAUUCGGUAUGUCGACCAAGUCAUUUGUCCCAAUCCAUUCAUUGUAACACAAGAGUUCAUGGACGAACACCAGAUUGAUCUGGUGGUGCACGGCUUUGCGGAUCCAGCCGAUGAAGAACGGCAGCGGGAGUUCUUUGAAGUACCCCGCAGACUGGGAAAGUUUCGGACCAUUCGAUACCACCAAGGCUUGAGCACCACGGAUAUCAUUGCUCGGAUGCAGAGCUUGCCACCGGCCCACACACUGGAGCCGUAG
Messenger RNA from Seminavis robusta, 1569 nucleotides. The record is from the annotation of a GenBank genome assembly. NCBI's taxonomy places the organism in Eukaryota, Bacillariophyta, Bacillariophyceae, Naviculales, Naviculaceae.